Pseudozyma flocculosa PF-1 is the source of this 3360-nucleotide messenger RNA. RefSeq lists its product as uncharacterized. The coding region runs from base 1 to 3360 and encodes 1119 amino acids. The transcript is spliced from 2 exons. The record is from RefSeq and is a predicted model, not a curated record. Gene Ontology annotation, molecular function: protein binding. Lineage: Eukaryota; Fungi; Basidiomycota; Ustilaginomycetes; Ustilaginales; Ustilaginaceae.
AUGAAGAUAUGCUCAUAUCUCGAUCCGCACUCGCUCGGCGUCGCCGCAGCCGUCUGCCGGUCUUGGGCAUCGGUAGCCCGCGACGACGCCACCUGGCGGGCCGCGUUCGCCACUCACUUCAACCUUGAAGCGGUUGGGUUGCACUCGAACUCCGCUGUCAUCGCCACAAGCUCUCAGGCCGUGCCGUCUCUCCGUCGCCUUACGAAUGCUUCUUGGCGCAGCGAGUUUCAGCGGCGUUCGGAGCUCUUGAGGCGUUGGCGCAAGUCUCGAGCCCCGACCGUGCUAUCGACGCCGCGAGUGGACAUCAUCCACCAAAUCUCGGUGUCCAAGCAGCACACCUUCAUGCUUUCGGCCUCGCAGGUGUACGGUGUCGCAUCGCGAUCCAACCCUUUCACUGGAAAGGUGACGAAAGGAUACCUCGAUGCCGAGGGCACCGCAAACGGAGCCGGCAACGGCAAUCCGAACAUCGAGUUCAGCCCCAAUGUGACCGCCCUGGCCAUGGGCGCAGAUGCCAGCAGCGUGGCAUGGGGUUUCCGCUCUGGCGAGGUAGGCCUCACCACCCUGACCCGCCAGGGCAUCAACCCGCGAGGCGCCAUCCGGAGUCACCAAUUCUCUCCGCGUGGCAGCCACGCCGGGCCGGUCUCGGCGGUCGCCGUACCCUUUGCCAGUAGCCGAGACGGUGUCCACGGUCCUGGAAGGAGCCCCGAGAGGCUCCGUCAGCAGCUCGGCGCCAUGGGCGACGUCGCCACCACCUUUGUCACCGCCGGCCACGACGGCACCGUCCGGCUGUGGAGCUCUUUACGGCCCUUGCCAAUCUGGGUAGCCUCAACAGCUUCCCGCACGGCGCCUCCCAACGCUGGGCAGACGGUCGACGUCUCUGCUGCGCCCGGCACCGCGGCCGCAGUCCCUAUCUCUGCUCUGGACUACGACGCACGCGCCGGCAUCAUCGUUGCCGGCAACGCGAGCGGCAAGGUCGUUGCUUGGCACGGCCUGGACAUCGCAGGCCUGCUUGCUAUCCGCGCCGACGCCAGCGACCCUGCGCAGCUCUCCGAAGCAGACGUGGACGAAGACCUGCUCGAGGCGCAGCGGCGGAUCGUCGAACUCGUCGGCGCUGUGCGGAGCGUCACAAUCCAUCUGGCAGCAGGUUCCGGUGCAGAGACAUCGCUCGACUUUGUCCGGAUCGACGCCGACCACCACGGCUCUGCAGAUGCUCAGAGGACGCCAAAGCCCUUCUCGAUCCUGGCGCACCAUUCGGGCGCACGAUGUCUCCUUCGGCAUCGCGUCGGCCACUCCGAGGUCGACGAAGAUGCCGCCGCUGGCAGCAUCGAUCGGCCCGAGGUUAUGACCACGAUUCUGGGUGCUCCGGUGCUGAGCGAGAUCACCGCCAUCAAGCCAGACUUUGAACCCCGGUCCCCGCUCGAUCGCAAGGCGUCGGUCGCUCCCAGUCCGCGGGUAUCCACCGCUGCGUCGCCGAUGCUGACGCCGUCGCGCAGCGAUUCCAGCGCCAACGUGCCGCGCCUCAACAUCGGCCCUUCGCCCUUUGACGUCUUUGGCGCCGGGCAGUACCCGGAGAAGAAGUACGUGUGCGUGGGCACCAAGGCCGGCACCGUCCACGUUUUCGACUGGGAGUCCGAGGGCGCAGACUUCGACGCGGUGGCCCAGGAAGAGUGGCAAGGGCUGCGACCCGCCCGCUUCACGGGUAGCAGGCAGCUUUCGCCCGCGCUGAGCAUCGAAGCCCAUCACACCACCAUCACGUCGCUCGAAGUGACCUCGCUGCAUCUGAUCGCCGGCACGUCGGACGGCACGAUCAAGGCGUUUUGCGCCCUCUCGGGCGAUUUGAUCCGCACCAUCAACGACCGCACCGCGACUCGACACCCGGCCCGCAUGCUGGCCGCCGGCGAGCUGACCGACGACGAAGCGGCACGUUUCCGGGUGCAGCAGAUCGUCGCCGACCACGAUACGCUGAUCGCCGCCAUCGGGCACCAGGUCCUUGCCUUCCGUGCUGAGCCGCUGCAGCGUGCAAAGGACAAGAGGAUGGCGGCUGCUGCGGCCAAGAAGACGGCCAGGUCAUCGAGCCGCACGGCCGACUCCAAGUUCCAGAUGCAGGUCGACAUGCGGCGAGAUCUCCGCGAGAGCCAGGCGCAGCUACAGGCUGAGCGCGAGGAGCGACAGGCGCGGCACAGUCGGCGCAGGGACACCGUCACCGACCAUGGUCUAGGCGACAUGACCGAGCAGGAGGCGUUCGAGUACGCCAUGAUGCUCAGCAAGGACGAGGAGGAGGCCAAGGCCAGAGCGGCGAGCCAGCUCGUCGCCCCUGCCUCUUCGGCCCGAGCUGGUCCCAGCACACAGGCGUCGUCGAGCAAGGCGCCGAUGCGGAGCCCGGGUCUGGCCCCGGCCGACGAUCCGGAGCUGGCCGAUGCCCUCGAGCAGAUCGCCCUGGCGGAGAGCCGGCAGCAGAGCGGCGCGCCUUCUCGUUGCUCUUCGGACCGCUCUUGGUCGCUCGACGACCGCUUCGCGCCCGAUGACCUCGACAUGGACGACGAAGACUCCGUCGCCGCCGAUGCCGACGCCCACGGCGCCGAAGGCUACUACCUCCGCGCCUCUGCAUCGCCAUCACCGUCUCCGCACGCCUCUCCGCACCUGGCCGGGAUUGGAUCUCCCUCGCGCGCCUGGACGAUCCUGGGCCAGGCCGGGCCGUCGACGCGCUCAAACGCGCUGGAUCGGUCGCAUCCGGAGUCCAAGAUCCGCACCAUCAACGUCCCGCGCCCCGCGCGUAUCGCUGGCACGUCGUUGUCGCCCACCAGCUCGGCCAUGGCGAUGCGGGGCGGCCAACCCGAAGACUGGCCGACCAUGUCUCCGCCCCUCAACUCGGCCCACUCCCCCCUGAGCCAGAGGUACGGACAGAGUCUGAGCUCGGCCGCCUCGUCGUUCCGUGGCGCUUCGCCGUCAAACACACCUUCCAAGUUUGGCGGACCUUGGAACCUGGCUGCUGCAUCUUCACCUUCGUCCGAGGUCAAUGCCGAAGCUGGCGGUGAGACAUCUUCGAAGCCGGCCAAGAAGAUGCACAACCUCGGCGCCUGGGCCAGCGGUAGCCCCAGUCUGGGGCCGCGACAUCGGCCCCAACCGCCAACAGAGAGUCUGCUCGCCGCCCAACUCGGUCGUCGUGGCACAAGCCCAGCCCCGACCUCCUCGUGCGAGUUUGCAGAAGGACAGCGCGCUGGUAGCGGGGCACGUGGAGGCACCCCUUUGGCAGACGCAGCAGGCGGCGACGACAUGGACGACGACCUUCGAUUCGCCAUCGAGCUCUCGCUCGCCGAGGAACGCAGCAGGCUGGAACGUGAGGCCGCAUCUCGUUCGUGA